ACACACACACUGACCGACUGAAACUCGCCGCUUUCCGCUGAGAACCACAGCGUCUCCUCACAUCGCUGGAAAACAUCACAGAAAAUGACACUGAAAAAGAUUUCCCCGACGGUCCAGACCGUGGAAGGACAGGUGCCGCCAAGCUACGAAGAGGCCAACGCAGGAUGUCCUGGUUACUACUACGGUGAAGGAACUUUUUCCUGGGAUGACAAAUAUAUUAGACGAAUCUUUAUACGAAAGGUUUAUUCCAUUCUGAUGUUGCAGCUCUUCUUAACAGUCGCAGUCAUCGCCCUCUUCACCUUCCAUGCUCCAGUGAGGAUGUACAUUCAAACACAUCCGAUUUUGUACUCCAUGUCCAAUCUUCUGUUUCUCAUCACAUAUUUCUCAUUGGUUUGCUGUGGUGAUUUGAGGAGGAAGUUUCCAUGGAAUUUUAUUCUGCUUACAAUCUUUACUCUGAGCAUGGCUUCCAUGUUGGGUUUUAUCUCCAGUUUCUACAACACCAAGUCUGUGAUGCUGUGCAUUGGCAUCACUGCCACCGUGCUUCUGUGCGUCACCAUCUUCAGCUUUCAGAGCAAGAUUGACAUCACCUCAUACCAAGGUGUUCUCUUCAGUCUGUGUAUGGUCAUGUUCUUCUGUGCUAUUGUCAUGGGAUUCGUGGUUCCCUUUGGCUAUGUCCCCUGGUUACAUGCGGUCUAUGCUAGCAUUGGAGCUGUGGUGUUCACCAUGUUUCUAGCCUUCGAUUUGCAGAUGCUGAUGGGGAACAAACAAUACGCCAUGAGUCCUGAAGAGUAUAUCUUUGCCACUCUGAGUCUCUACCUGGAUGUCGUGUACUUGUUCACGUUCCUGCUUCAGUUGUUUGGUGAUGGUCGAGAAUGAGCCGCGGUUGUGUAGUAAUAUUCUCCAUCACAUACAAUAUUAAUGUUCCAAACUGUUCUGCAAACCCAAUGUAUGUGGCCUUUUAUGUUUCGUUAGGUUGAAGGAAAAUCAACACUGUAAAGUGUAUUCUCAGGAAAUGUUAAUAUGUGCUUUUAACUUAUUCAAAGGUCAAAAUCUAAAACUUUGAAUAUGACUGAGAUAAAUUGAAUACAAUUUUAAAUUAAUAAACAAAUUCAAAUUUAGAUAAAAAAAAAUGUACAUCAAAUGUGGAUUUGUAUCUUGGCCACAAAAAUGAAGAAAAAAGCCUUUUGCUCAUGGCAGAUGAUGUUAGUCUGUGUGCUAAUAACAGUUUUCACUCAACUGGUUCACAAAGUUCACAUGCAGAGUUUAUAUUAAGCUCUAUUAUUAAAUAUUGUUUAAUCAGUUUUAUAUAUAAAUGUUGUGCGUCAACAAACUGUGAAAAACUUGACUGAACAUAAUUUCAUGGAAAUUUUAAACAAUUUUGAAUGUUCAUAAUCUGUCAUUGUGUAUUGCACGUCAUUUUUCAUAAUGCAUUGUAUUUCUGUAACUUUCACACAUAUGUUCUGUAUUUGACAGUUCAUCAUUUCUGGAUACCCAUAAUGUACUGCUGCACUUCUGCUUGCAUAUGACCAAUCUGUCUUCAAUAAGCACUUUAUAUUUUUAUCUAUGAAUGUACUUGAUAAGUAGAUAUUAAACUGUGGAAUCAGGAUUUAUUUUUGA
Pimephales promelas (fathead minnow) is the source of this 1617-nucleotide messenger RNA. It is a transcript of the gene faim2b, whose product is annotated as Fas apoptotic inhibitory molecule 2b. The record is from RefSeq and is a predicted model, not a curated record. Gene Ontology annotation, biological process: negative regulation of apoptotic signaling pathway. NCBI's taxonomy places the organism in Eukaryota, Metazoa, Chordata, Actinopteri, Cypriniformes, Leuciscidae. Gene Ontology annotation, cellular component: endoplasmic reticulum; membrane; Golgi apparatus.